AACACUUUUUAUGCUAAUCUCUCUCUUUUUAUCGCUGACAAGUCCAUUAAUUUAAUUGUUUACCGUCGCAUGUGAAAUACUUUCAGUUGUCUAACAAAUAUGCUUCACUAAGCUAUCAGACAAUCUGAAAUACACGGGUCAGUAAUAAACGAAUCGAAAGUGUGAGACAAUCAGUGGUACAAAAUGUGGAUGCCCAAGGGAAGAUGGAGUGACUGGCUUCUGCCAUUGGCAUUUGUUGCCAUUCUUGUUACCUCGAGCCAAGCCACUGGCUCUGCGUCCCAACCAGCUCCAAUCAAUAGGAAUCCCCGAGGCAGCCACAACAACAGUGGCAUCGGCGACUCUGAGCUAAGUGCCUCAGAGCGAAGUCGACGAUUGAUACCCUACAUGGCCUUCUAUCUGCCGGCACCCGAGUUGCCCAUUAAUCAGCAGUAUGCCACCAAGCACUCGUCGUCGGCUGGCGGAGCACAGCUGCAGGCACCGCUGCCAGGUCCUGGAAGGAUACCAGUGCCGGUGGCCUACAUGCCGCAGCAGAAGCACCAUCCCCACCACCAUGGACCACCGCAUCCGCCACCAGUGCCGCACUAUCAGUCGGGAGCAGGCGAGGUCUAUCACUCCCUUGCGAUUGGAGGCCACCAGCAUCAGCAUGCGCCCCCACAACCGCCACCUGGUCAUGUCAAGGAGCAGCAGGCGAUCACCAAUUCGGGUGCCACGUAUAUUGCGUACAAGCCAUUAAACCCGACGCAUAAGCACAAGACGGUGCAGCAUUUUCCGCCGCUACCGCCGUCGCCCAAGGAGCAAGUGCAGCAGCAGCAGCAGCAGCAGCAUCAGCACCACCUCCUUCUGCACCACCAGCAGCAGCAGCAGCAACCACAGCAGUACGAGAUCCUAUCACCGAGCUUAGUGGCAUCCCAGGCGCAGCGGCAGCGGGGCAAACAAUCAAAAAUCAAUUUAACACCAUUUACAGCGCAGAACACAUUGCCGGGACAGUUUAUACCCAUUAUUUAUACGCCAGUGAGCAGCAGCAAACCGGGCUCCCCCGGCGAUGCCAUCAAUUACAAUAAUAUCCAAAGCAACCUGAAGCAGCCAGAAAUUGUCUAUAAAAAUUCCCAUCAAACACAAAUCGUUACGGAUUAUGCAGCCGGAGCGGAUGCCUCCGCCGAACAGUCACCACCAUCGUCAUCUGGCGAGGAGGUGGAUGAAGCGAAGGGCGAGAAGAUGGUGGAGCAGCAGCAGGAGGAACAUGGAGCCCAGGAGGAGGCGGCGGAGCAGCAGCAGCAGCAGCCGCAACAGCACCAGCAAGUGCAAAACAAUCCAAGCAUCGGCUACGCUUCUGUGUCGGUUCCCGAUUCGAGCGCAGUUACCGCGACCACAUCCUCCAAAAACGCAUUGAUAAUACAUCAGAAAUCACCGGCUUACGGGCAUGUUAGCAAAUACGAAAGCUACUUCAAUAUGGCCCCGCCCUCGACUAGUCUUGGUCAUCAUCCUCAUCAGCAGCAUCCGCACAUGACGCCGCAGGAGAAAUAUGUGCUUUACUUACAACAGCGCAUGAAACACCAAAAACAUCAGCAACAUCUGCAGCAGCAACAGCAACAGCAUUACGACUUUUCACAUCCGGUGGUGCCGGCUCAAAGCAAUACAUUGGCUGGUAACCACCAUUCGCAACACACCCAUCUGCAUCCCCAUCAUCCCCAAACCAAGACCCAUCAUCCAAACAAGUACGAUGCCCUCUACGUAAGACCGGAUGCGACUGCUGGCCAACAGGUGCUGCACAUCCCUCUGCGCGCACUCAUGGCCCACGUCCAAGAACAGUCGCAUUCCCAGUCGCAAUUACAGGCGGAGUCGCAGGCACAGUCGCCCCGCCACGAUUUCGCCAAGGAUGAACCACUUGGUUCCCCAGCACCACCGCAGUUUAUAGACUAUCUAAUAGAUGGGCCAAGACAAUCGCUGGAGGAUGAGCAGCAGCACUCCCAGCAUGAGCGUCCAUCGGCUCAUCAGCCGCCCCAGCAUGCCUACAUUCUGGUGACCACGACAGCUCCACAUAUCGAGCAUCAGCCUGCACCACAAAUGCAUCCAGAGAUUUCCACACCGCGUCCACCGAUUCUCUAUAACCAACAGCCCACUCUUCGGUUGCAGCCCGUGCAUACUUACAAGGCCACCAGACGUCCCAUUUACGUGACCACACCCGCACCCGCAGUGUCGCCCACUUCAAGUCACACGGUAGAGAUUACGCCCAAAUAUGUUUACGUUUCGGGGAAGCCUCCGACUGCCCACAAUCCAGAGUUACCGCUUAGAGAACCAUCUACGGUAACGCCUAUUAAACUUAAGCCCGUUUACAAAUACGCCCAUGAGCGCCCUCCAUUAACGCCUGCAUACGUACCAGAGGAUCAGGAUCAGCUACCAGAUAUUCGCACCUCAUCGCUGGCCGAAAUCCUUCACAAGCUUCAAGCGAGCAAUCAUCUUCCGCAAACCCUAACACCCGACAACAUCGACAACUCCAUCAAAACAUUGAUCCGCAUACUGCAAAAUCUAAAGCAAACCCAAACCAUUGUGGCCAAUCCUCCGCAGCAUCACGAGGAGCACAAGUCCAAUUCCCAGGAUUAUGAUUACAAUACGGGCAGCGAAGAGGAACACCAUUCCCAAUCAGAGGAGGCGGUUGCCAGACCAAAGGGACCAAAUAAACACCCAGGACCAAGCACUGGAAGACCUGGCAUCGAUUAUCCGAACUAUGCGGAGAUCCCUCAAACCAGUUUUGAGUGCACCAAGCAACGCUACAAGGGAUUCUUUGGCGAUCCGGAGACCAACUGCCAGGUCUGGCACUACUGUGAUCUCAAUGGAGGAAAGGCUUCGUUCCUUUGCCCCAAUGGAACCAUAUUUAGUCAGAUUGCCUUAACUUGCGAUUGGUGGUUCAAUGUGAAAUGUUCAACAACUGCGCAACUUUAUGUGCUGAACGAACGACUUUACAAGUACAUUCUGCCUUUCAAUCCGAAGUUUCCCGAGGACUACAACGGUCCUAUUGUGGAUAAGUAUCUGGCCAUGAAAUUCCAGGAAAUGGAGGAGAAAAUGCGCCUGGAGAAACAACGCAAGGCGGCCCAAGAGGCACAGAAGCCCGAAGAAGCACCAUCUACUCUACCUGCUUUGCCCAAAAAUCACAAGCCAGAACCCAAACAUGGUAGCGGAAUAAAUGCCCAGGUGUAUGAGCAAAGCUCUGAGAAAAACUUGCUGAUCGAUGAUGAGAUAGAUGAUAUUUCGGAGCGUGGGACCUACGAUACGUACGACCAGACCGCACCCACAACUAUAAUGGCACCCACGAGCACCCAGGACACACAGUCCUUUGUCCUUAAACCAAUCGUAGUGUCCUCCACUCCACAACCGCUGCCAGAGAUUGAUUUUGAAGUGGAGCCAACAGCUCCAGGCAGCAGCGAAGAGGAGGAUCACCUGCAAAGUCUAAGGGAAACUAAGGAAGCCGAGAAGAACACGCGCGAAUCCACAAGGGUGAGCGUAGAAAAGCUGGAGGUAAUCGAGAUCAAAACCGAUGGAAACACCGGACAACUGAUGCCCAUCAAGACCAGUAGCAAAUGAGCGUUUCGUGGAGAGGAUGAGUAGCUCUUGCCAUAUUUGUAAUGAGAAAUUUGUUUGCGAGUUGGUUGUAUAAUCCCUAAAUUAUUCUUAGCGAGCAAGUAAUGUAAAUAGCUAGCUGUAAAUGCAACUGUAUACAUACCUAUAGCUAUAGUGAAAUAAAAUCUGACUAGUACGUAAAAAAGA
Molecule: messenger RNA, 3762 nt
Organism: Drosophila sechellia
Lineage: Eukaryota; Metazoa; Arthropoda; Insecta; Diptera; Drosophilidae
Product: chromatin modification-related protein eaf-1
Exons: 8
Coding region: 184-3579 (1131 amino acids)
Cellular component (GO): extracellular region
Molecular function (GO): chitin binding
Source: RefSeq, a predicted model, not a curated record